AUGAAGAGCGAAGAGCUGUUCUUUGAAGAUUUGAAUUUUUUCGUUUUUUUUUCUCUGCGGCUGCAAAACCAAAAAACGCUCCUCUUUUUCACCUCUUUUUUUUCACCUUUUUCGCUUCUUUUUUUCUCUUUGUGUGUAACUGUCUCUCUCUCUCCUCCCAUUUUUCCUUUACACAUCAUGAUUCGCUCUCUUCUUUGUCUUCUUUUGGUGCGCGGCGUGCUUUUGGAGUUUUCUUCAUCACGCGCGGGGGUGGAAGGGCGAAGAACAAUUUUGAGUAGUGGUAGUAGUAUUUAUGGGGAGACGAGGACGAGAAAAGUUGAUGUUGAUGCGUCGGAUUCGUUAGAUUCAGAUGCCGCAAAUUCAUCAUCGGGUGAUGAUUUCGUUCACGCGUUGCCUGGAUAUUCGAAGACAUUUCAUCCCCAUUACAGCGGGUAUUUAGACGCGAAAAAUAACGGGACGAAGUUACACUAUUGGAUGGCCACGAGCACGAAGAAAAGUGUUGGUGAGGAAGGCUGGAGAACAGAUUGGGAGACAAAACCGGUCGUUUUGUGGCUCAACGGAGGCCCGGGGUCUUCGUCGAUUCUGGGAAUGCUCCAAGAGCAAGGACCUUUGAUUAUCGAUAGUAAAGGAGAUUUGAUGGAAAACCACUACUCGUGGACGAAUGCGGGAGUAAACUUAGUCGCGUUGGAGUCUCCAGCUGGAGUCGGGUGGUCGUAUUGCGAAAAGCAAGAGGAAAUAGGGUGCGCGAACUCAGACAAAUCAACCGCUCGAGACGCGAAGGAAGCGAUGGUGGAUUUCUUUCACGAAAAGUUUCCCCAGUUGAAAGCGAAUGAAUUUUAUAUAGCGGGAGAGUCUUACGCGGGUGUUUACGUUCCCACGCUCGCGAUGGAGAUUGUAGAGCACAACGAAAAGUUUCCGGAAAAGAAGAUUAAUUUAGUCGGGAUUAACACGGCGGAUCCGUGCACGUCGAACAAAGAGCAACGAGAUUCGAUGGAUAUGCUUUGGUACGGGCAUAAAUACGGGUUCGUACCGGAUAAAGAUUUCAAGUUGUUAUGGAACGAGUGUAAACUGAGGUAUCCGAUGACUCGCGUGACCAGCGGGAGGUGGGGGAAGAAGUUUUCCAAGUUAAUAGAAGCGAAAAGAAGAGAUUUUUCAUCAUCGUCAGAAGGCGGCAAAAGCGUCGAGAAAAAGUGCAAAGUCGCGCACGCAAAGUUCCUCUUCUCCACGAGUAAAGCCUUUUCGCAAGAUUGGCGGUUGGCAUACAUAAACGAUCUAUCUUUGUUUGGGCCUUCCGCCGUAGUCGACGGCGCUCCGGAGGGUUCUUUGGAUUAUUACACGAACGAGUGGAUGAACAGAGCGGACGUGAAAAAAGCUUUGCACGUGGACGAAACGCCAUACGCGUCGAAAAAAUAUAGAUGGCCUGGACCGAACGAUAAGUGGAGUUAUCAAUCUGAUUACGACGCGUGUAACGAUAACGCCGCUCCAAACGUACCGUCCAUGAAAGAUUUCUAUAAAAAACUCGCGAAAAAGUUGGAUCGAAUAUUAGUAGUGAACGGAGAUACGGAUCCGUGCGUUUCGUACGAAGGAACGAGGAAAGCGAUCGCGAAUGUGGGUAUUCCUCUGGUUCGGGGUGGAAGUCAACGACCGUAUUUUUUUGACGCGGCUGCGACGGACAUUAGCGUUCUGGCGCAAAAGCCACUCUUGUUCGGGCCUUCACUCGCGGCACAACCUGCUGGACCGCAAAUGGGCGGACACGUGACAAACUACGAGGACAAUUUAACGUUCGCGACGGUUCACGGAAGCGGUCACAUGAUUCCACAGUUCCGACCGAGAGUCUCUCUCCACGUGUUUAAAAAGUUCAUCGCAGGGAAACCUUUAUCACCUCUCUUGCCGAGCGACGAAGAGUUGGAGAAAUUCGACGAUUAUGACGACGACGACGGAGAGAACAACGGUGCGCUCAUCGAUAAUUGGACGACGGAAGCGGAGAGUUACGUUUGA
Messenger RNA from Bathycoccus prasinos, 1998 nucleotides. RefSeq lists its product with no specific name. Lineage: Eukaryota; Viridiplantae; Chlorophyta; Mamiellophyceae; Mamiellales; Bathycoccaceae. Gene Ontology annotation, molecular function: serine-type carboxypeptidase activity. The transcript has a single exon. The coding region runs from base 1 to 1998 and encodes 665 amino acids. The record is from RefSeq and is a predicted model, not a curated record. Gene Ontology annotation, biological process: proteolysis.